GCGGCCGCCCUCGGCCCCGCCGCCGCCGCCAUGGCCAUGAGGCAGACGCCGCUCACCUGCUCGGGCCACACGCGGCCCGUGGUGGACCUGGCCUUCAGCGGCGUCACGCCCUACGGCUACUUCCUCAUCAGCGCCUGCAAGGAUGGGAAACCCAUGUUACGCCAGGGAGACACAGGGGACUGGAUCGGCACGUUCCUGGGUCACAAGGGUGCUGUGUGGGGCGCAACACUGAACCAAGAUGCCACGAAAGCGGCCACGGCGGCUGCGGAUUUCACCGCCAAAGUGUGGGACGCGGUCUCGGGGGACGAGCUGAUGACCUUGGCGCACAAACACAUCGUCAAGACGGUGGACUUCACGCAGGACAGUAAUUACUUGUUAACCGGGGGCCAGGACAAACUACUGCGCAUCUAUGACUUGAACAAACCAGAAGCAGAGCCCAGGGAGAUCGGCGGGCACACGUCCGGCAUCAAGAAGGCCCUGUGGUGCAGCGACGACAAGCAGAUCCUCUCCGCCGACGACAAGACCGUCCGCCUGUGGGACCACGCGUCCAUGACGGAGGUGAAGUCCCUGAGCUUCAGCAUGUCGGUGAGCAGCAUGGCCUACAUCCCCGAGGGCGAGAUCCUGGUGCUCACCUACGGACGCACCAUCGCCUUCCACAGCGCCCUCAGCCUGGACCCCAUCAAGUCCUUCGAGGCCCCCGCCACCAUCAACUCGGCCUCGCUGCACCCCGAGAAGGAGUUCCUCGUGGCGGGGGGCGAGGACUUCAAGCUGUACAAGUACGACUACAGCAGCGGGGAGGAGCUGGAGUCGUACAAGGGGCACUUCGGGCCGAUCCACUGCGUGCGCUUCAGCCCCGACGGCGAGCUGUACGCCAGCGGCUCGGAGGACGGCACGCUGCGCCUGUGGCAGACGGUGGUGGGCAAGACCUACGGCCUGUGGAAGUGCGUGCUGCCCGAGGAAGAGAGCGGAGAGCUGGCCAAGCCCAAGCUGGGCUUCACCGAGGGCGCCGAGGAGGAGCUGGAAGAAAUCGCUUCAGAGAACUCGGAUUCCAUCUACUCCUCCACCCCCGAGGUGAAGGCCUGAGCGCGCGUGCGCGGAGGGUGCGCAUGCGCGGAGGAGCCGCCGCGCGCGCCCCCCGGUCCCGGUCCGACCACCCCAACCACCCCACGGCAGAAGACGCCGGGCGCGGCCGGCUGCGGUGACAGUGUCGGAACCGCAGUGCGCGCGAGCCCGCGCCAGCGCCAGCGCCUCCUUCCAUCAGCGCCCGCAGCUCCCGGACCGGAGGGGGCGGACAGCGCCGGCCGGCCCCCUCCCUCGACUCCCCCUCUCCCCUCCCCC
Messenger RNA from Dipodomys spectabilis (banner-tailed kangaroo rat), 1338 nucleotides. It is a transcript of the gene Strap, whose product is annotated as serine/threonine kinase receptor associated protein. Bases 31 to 1083 code for a protein of 350 amino acids. Gene Ontology annotation, cellular component: SMN complex. The transcript has 10 exons. Gene Ontology annotation, biological process: spliceosomal snRNP assembly. The record is from RefSeq and is a predicted model, not a curated record. Gene Ontology annotation, molecular function: RNA binding; protein binding. Lineage: Eukaryota; Metazoa; Chordata; Mammalia; Rodentia; Heteromyidae.